GUUUAUGGAUGAAUGCAUGCGUGCAAGAAAUCGCCCAUGGACGGAUAUAACGCGAGCGCGGAAUCGAACAGAAGGCGCUGAAUGAACCGUGGGGUGAGUUAAGGAAGGCUGCUGCGCUCCAUUCCACUGUCGGAGCAGCAGCGGUGCUGCUGCUGCUGAGCGCAGCAGAAUCACGCGGCGGUGAUUUCCUGCCGCAUGCCUUCUCGCUGCUCCCCACACUUGUCAUCGUCCUCAGCCACGAUCCAUCCACUGUUGGAUGGAGGCCUCCCCAAGCCCCUGUACACCUCUCGCGACUGAUCCCAGCGAUUCGAUAAUCCACCGAGCAAGCAGCACACGAGGCGAUGUCAUCAUCGCUCCGUUCACUCGGGAGAUUGUCCUCUCGGACGAGUUCGGUGAUGACAACGAUGACGAUGGACACCACUGCACCCCCGACAGACUGCCCUGCGUCGUGACAGACCUCAAUCCCCCCCCCCCCGCCAUGUAAUUUCGCAGCAGCCGCAGCAACAACAAAAAAAAACUUGUAUCCUCCUGCAAGAGACAUCACUCCCCAGCUUCCACGUCACGCCAUGGAGAUCCAGCGAACGAGCGAGGGAGUGAGAGAGGGAGGAGAGGUAGGGGAUGUGGGGGGGGGUAGAGAAAGGCACAGAGGGAGAGAGAGAGAGAGAUUAAGAGACGAGAAAGGAGAUCCUACACCAGUCGCCAGCACCUUGCGCUGGGGGGUGGAGCGAAGAUGUCGUUUCUGCAGACGGAGCCGGGGAACGGCUCCCUCUUUGCGGUGGUCCCUUUAAACCGGUCCGUGGCAGGACCUGGUGAGAACACCUCCUCGGCCACCUGGCGCUCCAAGGCAGGGGACAUCACCGUGGGCUCCCUGCUGUCGGUCAUCGACCUCGUCACUCUCCUGGGCAACCUGGUGGUGUUCGUGUGCCCCGUGCUGGAGAAGCGCCUGCGGACGGUCACCUACAUGUUCAUCAUGUCCCUGGCCACUGCCGACCUCCUGGUCGCCUGCCUGGUGAUGCCCUUCAGCAUCAUUUACGAGGUUACAGGACGUUGGAUGUUCGGGCGGAUCUUCUGCAAGGUGUGGAUCUCCUUCGACGUGAUGUUCUGCACCGCCUCCAUCGUCACGCUCUGCUUCAUCAGCCUCGACCGCUACUGCUCCGUCUCGGCGCCCCACCGCUAUGUGCGCAGGAUGUCCCGCCGACGAUGCGUAGCCAUGACCGCCGCCAUCUGGGUGUACUCCUCACUCAUCUCCUUCCUGCCAGUCAUGCGCGGCUGGAACGAGAUUCCCGGCCUGGACUUCGACUCGAGCCGCGAGUGCGUGUUUGUCACGAACCGCACCUUCGCUGUCGUGGCCUCGGCUCUCGCCUUCUACAUCCCCUUCCUCGUCAUGUGCACCAUGUACUUCUUCAUCUACCGAGCCUCCAGGCUCAAGGCGGCGCGCAUCAUGUCGCAGACGCUGGACAUCCACUACCACCCCAAGAGCAGGCGUCCCAACAACCUGCAGCUCGAGCACAAGGCCACGCGCACCAUGAGCAUCAUCAUCUCGGCGUUCGUCCUGUGCUGGCUGCCGUACUUCUUCUUCAACGUCUUCAUUGGCUUCUACUCGAACAACGAAGACUCCGCACACGUCGUGCAAAUGGCGUUUAAGGUGAUUACCUGGCUGGGCUACUGCAACUCGGCCAUCAACCCGAUGCUCUACGCAUUCCUCAACCGUGACUUCCAGCACGCUCUGCGGAAGAUUUUCAUCUGCCGCCGACUACGCUCCAAGGUGGACAUUGGCGAGGACAUGGUCUCCAUCGUCACGUACUCAAAAACCGCACUAGAGGCGGACAAUGCUGCUGCUGCUGCUGCCAAAGGAAUGACCAUCAUUAAGCAGAAGCAGACAUUGUGAUUAAAAGGUGUACUUCUGCUUCUAAAUAGCAGCUUACGUAAACAUAAAGCACAUAAUUCUUGGUUCUUUCGGUAAAGUCACGUAGAAGGGAAACAAUUAAAUAAUAAAAAUAUAAAACAAUAAAAUUCUCACAGUGAGAAUCCCUGCAGUCACGAAAGCUUUAAAUAAAAAAAUAAAGCACAUAAGUUAAGCCUGCUUCGAUCCACAAUGAUUCCAUCAAUCCGAAUUCUCAGUGAAGGUCAACUGAACAAAACUUUUACCGGUGUUUUGUGUCCAGAAUCAUUUUAAUUAAAUUAAUAAUUGUGUUUUGUCAUAGUCCAUGACUGCAAUGACAACAUUUAUCAGUAAAGCCAAACUGUACAUAUGGAACUAUGGUGUUUAUUUUGGAAACUUGAUUAAUCUGGACACUGGAAAGUAUGGGUUAUUCAUAUUUCUUAUAUUCAAGACAAUCCAUUGGUUGCUGGACAUUUAAAGUUUAACGAAAUGAGUAACAAUGUAUCACGUCAUUGUGGCUUAUGUGGUUGUUUUAUGGAACCAUAUAUAUAUAAAUACUGUAAAUGUAUAAUACGUCUCAUGUUACGUGAAUCAAUUGUCCAUUAUGUGAUGUACUUUUAAAAUUGUGUCAUCUAAAAAAAAAUGCACAAAUUAAAAAAGUUAAUCAAGUCAUUGAAGGUGAUUGCGUCGCUAAAUAGUGGAACAGAAUGACAUGUCUGGAUGCUAAUAAUGUAUAACAUACAGUAUAUCAACAGUGUACUUAUAACAGCACUUGUGAAAUAUUGCAUCUCAAAUUGAAGAGAUUGUGCAAUCAUGGUGUGAAUAUACACUUGAAGCUGUACACAAUUCAAUACGUGAUACAUACAAUACAUAUUUUAAAAAUUGUACCCAUAAUUGCAUACAACUUCAUGAUAAGUACAUUUGAAGAGACAUUUUUAGCAAAUUUCAUUUUUUGUGGCAGAUUUUUAUUUUUGUGGCUCAACUACAAAUCAUCCUUUGGGUACCAAAUACGAACAUUUUGAAUUGAAAAUGUUUUAAACUAGAAAUUAAAAGUAAAUAUUUGUUGUCACAAUGUUGAGCAGCCUAAUUAUCCAGUUCAAAUAUUGCUUUGAAAAAAAUCAAAACCUCACCAUAAAAAUGAAGCUUGGAAAACAAUGAAAAGUAAAAAACGGUGUCUGCCAAAAUUGGAAUGUCAACAAGGUGGCACAAAUGUUGGCAUUAGAAACAUCUGGCAGAAUCCAACAGAUGGAACAGCCACAGGUCAAGCUAUUAAAAUACGUAUACCUUUUGUUAAAGCCCAUGUGGACUGCCAAGCUGGAAAACCAAUUUCUAGAAAGGUCUACUGAGACUUGAGACAUGUCAGGAUUUUUAAGGUUCGUAGCUGCAAAAGUGUUAUUAUCUUCAAGCACAGGUUGUUUGUGGUAAACGCAGUUUUGUUGUAAUGGUAAUGGAUAAAUUAUAACUUUAAAAAAAUGACAGUAAAAUUUAUAUUAUAAUUACCCAUAGGUAUGUUUUUUGUGUCCACUAAUGCUCAUAUCUGUUACAAGGCACAUUCGUGGAUGGAAACAAAACAUAUCUAAAAUAAAUAAUCCUAUAUCCAAAUCACCUGGAAUGCACCUGCUCUUGUCAGAUUGGGAAGCAAAGCUGGUUGAGCCUAGAGCUUGGCAGGGAAGGCACCAGGCAUGAGACAUGUUGUUAUAUGCGAUGUUGAGGAACCAUCGAGGCCAGUGGAGAAUAAUCCAUAGUUGUAAUGUACUAUGCCCCGGCGUCUAUGUCACCCUCGUUUACCAACCCACACCGACCAUCGUAGUGGAGUAUGUUCAACUAAUCAUCAUUACCUGCAAGGCGUAGGGGAGGCCCUUAUACAGAAAUUGAUUGUCAAAAGUGCUAUAUAUGUACGUUCCAUGCAAUACCUAUUAUACAAUCACAGUUCAUGAGGCGGCUGAGAGAAAAUUUUAUGAACAUGGCAUCUUAACGAUUUUGCUACUGAUAGUGAAACAAUUAUACAAUAAAGAAUCCCAUACAUUUCUGAAACUGCAGUGCAAAAAAAAGAACAAUACUGCUGCAGUGUUCUGGAGAAUGUCUUUCCCUUAUCCAUCAUUUAAAACAUAUGUUAAGUUUCACAGACAAAAGAGAGCCCUCUUUUUGUUCCCAAUUAUAACUCUGUUUUCCCUUUGACAAUGGCUUAAAUAAAAGGUUUGAAAUGUUUGCUGAGGUGAGUCAUAGCACAGGAAAUCAUAUGAAGAGUCACAUCAAUGUUGAUCCCCAAUGCCCUUUUGAGUUUUACUGAACCUGCACUAAAAUAAUACUAUCCCCCAGUCCACAGCUUGCUUCAAUUCCCUAGUAACAAUAUGCAUGUUGCCUCUGAGUCACUGGGGUAUAUUAAAAUCGGGCCAAGUUGAACAAUCACAAACCAUAUAUGGUGUCCGUUCCAUCUGUUACGAAGCCUUCGCGUAUACGGGUUCAUAUUCAGACCAGGGAUGAAUAUUAAGAGCUGUUUACAAAGUGAAAUACGGUAAUGCAUAAAUCUAGAAAACGCAUUUUACUCAAAAUCUGGCUUGUCAGUGGCAGGCUUGUAAGUGGCAUAUUCGCCACAAAUCUUAAGUGGUAGCACUUAGCGUUGUAUUUUUUCUUAUAAAAGAGGUAUGCCAAUGAUCAAUUUAGUGUGAAAAAAACGAUCUAGGAAGCGAGAUUGGUGAUAGUGAUUUUUUUUUAAUCUGGCAGCAAACGUUUGGUUUUAAUUAUAUAAGUGGCACCUUGUUUCAUAAAUUGCAGAUGAGCAGGCUUUUCAACUUUCAAAGCGCAUUCACUUGUGAUGUGCUAUUGGAACAACGGUGUUCUAGUAAUUAGGGUAAAAUACAUUCUGAUUGCAAGUCAGUGUGUGUUGUGAUGUACAGAUUCGUUCUCUAUGGAUUUAACAUGCCUUUGAUACAUAUGACAUUCGUGGAGAACACAUGCAUUUUACAUAUUCCACGUGGAUGUUUAACAAAUUAUAUUGUUCUAUUUCAAUGAAAUAAAAUGUUACAAAAUA
Petromyzon marinus (sea lamprey) is the source of this 4913-nucleotide messenger RNA. RefSeq names its product histamine H2 receptor-like. Gene Ontology annotation, molecular function: dopamine neurotransmitter receptor activity, coupled via Gs; G protein-coupled receptor activity. Gene Ontology annotation, cellular component: plasma membrane. The record is from RefSeq and is a predicted model, not a curated record. NCBI's taxonomy places the organism in Eukaryota, Metazoa, Chordata, Hyperoartia, Petromyzontiformes, Petromyzontidae. Gene Ontology annotation, biological process: adenylate cyclase-activating adrenergic receptor signaling pathway; G protein-coupled dopamine receptor signaling pathway; positive regulation of MAPK cascade.